Paramacrobiotus metropolitanus is the source of this 1084-nucleotide messenger RNA. RefSeq lists its product as uncharacterized. The transcript has 3 exons. The record is from RefSeq and is a predicted model, not a curated record. Lineage: Eukaryota; Metazoa; Tardigrada; Eutardigrada; Parachela; Macrobiotidae. The coding region runs from base 194 to 847 and encodes 217 amino acids.
UACGUACUUAUUCCUCGCUGGCUGUAGUCAAAAUAAAUUGCCCUGAUGGGAAAUCUUGCUUGCUCAUUUUCAGACUUGUUGAGCGGGAAAUUUUGAGGAUUCUGAUAAUUUAACCUCCAAGUAGAUCUGUGCUCGGUGACCUUGUCCUCCCAUAUGUUUUGAUUUUUAAUUUUUCUUCCCUGAACGAUCCACUAUGGCAUACCAGUUGUCAGUCAUUGCCAUCGGCUUGAUUUUGUUCGCCAUCCUGCAUAACCAUCGAUGCUCAGGAAAUCCAGUUCCGGAUCCGGAGGCAGAUCGUCCACUGCAGUCUGCGGACGAUGACUUUGAUCCUGCUCUGGACGACGCGGAGUUUGUUCCCGUUGCCAGUGACCGCCGAAAACGCUUCGCGAUGGCUUCCCCAUAUAGUAUGAUGUAUCGACCCGCCUCGGGCACGGCCACAGCACUGUCGGCUGGAAACGCGCUCAGCGGAAUAACCCAGACAAACGGCCAGACAUUUACCAAUCCCUUCGGUAUGGCAAUGGGUGUCGCCAGUGGCAUGUCUCAAGGAUACAUGCCCAGCUCCCAGUCGGUGUCCAAUUCCGCAUCUCAGGGAGCGUUCCGUCGCAAGCGGGAAGUUUUAGCGUCGCCCUACCUGCCUUCCAACGUGGCAGCCGGAAUCUCCACUAGCAACGCUAUGGACGGCGAUGUCGGUAAUCAGGCGGCCAGCUUCGCAGAUCCAUUCGAAGCCCGCAGCAUGGGCAUGGGUAUGGCCUCUGGUUAUGGUCCGGUCAGCUACGCCGGGGUAAAUUCCGCUGAUUCUCAGUUUCCCCUUAUGGAUCCCAGUUACCCCUUUGGAUAUAAUUUGUAAAUUUUUAGUUUUAAUUCUGCUAUACUUUUACCUUGUACCUUGCAUGUGGUAGAAAAUCUGAAUGCGAAUCUGUAUUGUAUCGUUUAAAAAGUAGUUUUUGCACAUAUCGGCAUUUGUUUGCAGAAUGCUCUAAAUCGUAUAAAGGCAGCCGUUUAGUAAUUUUUUAAAGGCGGUGCCAAAAUAUGUGUGCUUAAAAUUUAAUAAAAGUGAUUGCGCAGCAGUAUUGAACGAUUUAUC